UUUACAAAACUCAAUAUAUAUAUAUAGGAGGCUUCUUCUAUUAGCUUUUGGGAAAAGAAAGAAAGAAAUACAUUGUUUUUGUUGGGCAAGGGUAUUUUUUCUUUUCACUUUAAUUUAUAUAUAUAUGGAAGAGAUUUGCAUAAGAGAUCUGGUUGUGGUGGGAGUUAUUUCAUGGUCAGUAGGUUUUGUGUUGAUAAGGAAAACAUUUCCAAAUCGUUCAUUUGAGUUCUCUAAUCGUCUUGUUUCUACUAUUCAUGCAAUUGUGGCUGUUACUUUAGCUUCCCUCUCCGUUCAAGAUUGGAAAUGUCCACUUUGUCCAAUGGCUUCAACUUCUUCUCCUAAACAGAUGAGAACACUAGCAAUCAGCCUCUCUUAUCUCAUAUAUGAUCUGAUUUGUUGUCUCUUUGACAAAAAGAUUAGUAUUGACAAUUCCGUCCACCAUUUGGUCAGCAUUAUUGGAAUAGGAGCUGGCCUUGCCUAUGCUAAAUGUGGAUCAGAAAUGGUUGCAGCGUUAUGGUUAACAGAGAUCUCCAGCCCUUUUCUACACCUGAGAGAAGUACUCAAAGAACUUGGAUACAGAAAUACCGACCUGAAUUUAGUAGCUGAUAUAUCGUUUGCGGUCAUAUUCACAAUUGCCAGGAUGGUAGGUGGGCCCUAUCUCGCUUACGUCACUCUUACCUCAAAAAAUCCUCUUAUCAUACAGGUCAUGGCCGUAGGACUACAGCUGGUGAGCGCCUUUUGGUUCUACAAGAUUGCAAGAAUGAUUACUUAUAAAUUGAAACAGAGAACAACAAAUCCUGAAAAAGUUGCUUAAAAAUAUAAACCUUGUGUUGUGUAAUAUUAUCUUCUGUUGGAGAAGCACUUAUUGUUUAUUUAUUUUUUGUAGCAAAAAAACGAAGCAUAAAAAUGAUUUAUGGAAUGAAUUUUAAUGAAGAAGAGAAAAACAGAAUUAUUUCAGAAAUAUAUUAAAAAUAUAAAAA
Messenger RNA from Cannabis sativa, 980 nucleotides. RefSeq lists its product as uncharacterized. NCBI's taxonomy places the organism in Eukaryota, Viridiplantae, Streptophyta, Magnoliopsida, Rosales, Cannabaceae. The record is from RefSeq and is a predicted model, not a curated record. The transcript is spliced from 6 exons. Bases 125 to 814 code for a protein of 229 amino acids. Gene Ontology annotation, cellular component: membrane.